Molecule: messenger RNA, 2072 nt
Organism: Amphimedon queenslandica
Lineage: Eukaryota; Metazoa; Porifera; Demospongiae; Haplosclerida; Niphatidae
Product: mannosyl-oligosaccharide 1,2-alpha-mannosidase IA-like
Exons: 11
Coding region: 91-1995 (634 amino acids)
Biological process (GO): mannose trimming involved in glycoprotein ERAD pathway; carbohydrate metabolic process
Cellular component (GO): Golgi membrane; endoplasmic reticulum
Molecular function (GO): calcium ion binding; mannosyl-oligosaccharide 1,2-alpha-mannosidase activity
Source: RefSeq, a predicted model, not a curated record
GAUAUUCGCUGGAGCCAGACACCACAGAAUAGAUACCCGAGGCUCACAUUCCUCAUUCCUUCUCUCUCUCUCUCUCCCCCUCUCUUAGUCAUGUCCUCUCCUUACUUGCCUCUCCACCAGGAGGGGCCUGGAAGGACAGGCUCUCUCCCCGGGAACCGCUCUCGGACUCCUUUAAGAACCAGAGAGACCUGUCUUCUCCUCUCCCUUUUCGUAAUGUUUAUACUAGCUUGGGCUUCUCUUCUCUUCUACAUGCCCGAUGUUCACUCUGUUGACAGGGAUAGCUUUCGAAAUGCCUACAGUAGUUUUCAUCACCACAGACUCCCCCUGAGCAGCUCUGAUGGUCUGGAAGCAACCCAAGAGCUUGGUGCCAGUGCUACUAGCAGUAAUAAACCUACAACUGUUGCUCCGUCGACUCAACAAUCGCCUUCCACUACUCAUCAUAAAGAGGAGGAAGAUGAGACAAAAUCUACUAAAGAAACUGUGGUCUCCACGACUGAGGAUAGACAAGAUGAGAAACCAACAAGCAAAGAUGAAUUGGAAGCUAUUGAAAAUAUUGAUUUAUCCAGCAUUGGAAGGAAUGAAAAUGAAAGAAGAAGAUUAAAAGUUAAAGAGAUGAUCAAGCACGCCUGGACUGGCUACGCUAAAUACGCAAUGGGAGAGAACGAGGUCAAGCCUGUUUCUAAAAAGGGCCAUUCGGCUGUUGUAUUUGGUAAAACGAAACUCGGAGCCACGCUAGUCGAUGGUCUUGACACGCUGUAUAUCGCCGGACUUCAUAAUGAGUUCAAUGACGCAAGGAAUUGGGUCAGAGACCAUCUUCGAGUAUCCGAGGUCAAGUCUUUUGUCUCAUUUUUUGAGUUCAACAUUCGUUUUAUUGGAGGAUUACUCAGUGCCUACUCACUGAGUAAAGAUGAGUUAUUUAAAGAGAAAGCUCUUGAAAUGGCCGAAAAGCUAAUGCCUGCCUUUAACACUCAGACGGGCAUUCCCAAAAGUCUUGUGAACAUCAAAACCGGAGAAUUAAAGAACUGGGGCUGGGCAUCUGGAAAGUGUUCAGUUUUGGCCGAGAUUGGGACGCUUCAGUUGGAAUAUCAAUACUUGACUGUACUAAGCAAAAAGUCAACUUACCUAGAUAAAGUACUACACAUUCGAAAGAUACUCAGAAAAGCCGACAAACCCCUGGGACUCUAUCCAAACUUCAUCAACCCUAAUACUGGGAGGUGGGGCUCAAAGCUUGUGUCUAUGGGUGCAUUGGGUGACAGCUUUUAUGAGUAUCUGCUCAAAGCGUGGCUAAUUACUAACAAGAAAGAUGAAGAGGCCAGGGAUAUGUUCUACGAAGUUAUUGAUAAUGUUGAGUCUAGGAUGUUUAAAUAUGUACAGAAUAGAAAAUAUUUGUUGAUAUCUGAUCUGAGAAAUGGCAGAAUGGAUGGCAAAAUGCAACACCUGGCUUGUUUUGCAGGUGGUAUGUUUGCAUUAGCUUCAGUGCAUGCAACUAAUGGCAAGUCACAGCAUUACAUGGACAUUGCCAAGAACAUUACAAGAACAUGUCACGAGUCUUACAUUAAAACAGUGAGUCAUUUUGGCCCUGAAGCAUUUCGAAUGGACUCCAGCGGCAGGAUUACUAGUAGAAAGAAUGAAAAGAUGUAUCUACUGAGACCAGAGACUGUGGAAUCAUACUUCUACCUUUGGAGACUGACUCAUGAUCCAAUGUAUAGAGAUUGGGGAUGGGAACUAGUCCAGUCGUUAGAAAAGCACUGCAGAAUACCUACAGGUGGCUAUGCUGGUAUCAAGGAUGUCUACAACGAAGCGAUUCCGAAAGACGAUGUUCAGCAGUCGUUCUUUAUAGCAGAGACACUCAAAUAUUUAUACUUGCUGUUUUCUGACGAUAGUGUGCUGCCAUUAGAUAAAUGGGUCUUCAAUACAGAGGCACAUCCAUUCCCUUAUCUCUCUGAGUUCCCAGUCGAUCAGGCAACAUUAAAUCGAACUAUGAUUUUACUAUAAUAUUAUUAUUAUUGUUAUUAUUAUUAUUACUAUUACUAUUAUUAUUAUUUGCAAUAAUAAACGCCAUUUUUAAAUUU